Messenger RNA from Paramecium pentaurelia, 1942 nucleotides. NCBI's taxonomy places the organism in Eukaryota, Ciliophora, Oligohymenophorea, Peniculida, Parameciidae. The record is from the annotation of a GenBank genome assembly.
AAUGAAUCAAUAAGAUCAACUUGUAAAAAUUACCUUGAUAAAAGUGCCCGAUGGAUAUUAAGUUGAAGAAAAAAUAUAUACAAAAAUAAAAAUUCCAAAAACAUUUCUUGAUCAAUAAAAAAUUACUCAACCAAAACCUGCUUAAAAAUAAGUUGUUACUAAACCACCUCCAUAAAUCAAAUAAACAUUACCUCCUCCAAUUCAACCUGUUAAUAUCCAUCCACCUAUGCCUCCCUAAAAUAAUUUAGUUCAAUCAUAAAUGGAAAAUAUUCCCUCUAAACUGAUUUGGAAUUCUUCCCCAACACCUUAAAACCCUCAUUAAGUUAAGCAAAUACCACCCUAAACUUAAUGGUUUGCUUAGCCUCAACUCCCCUAAAUUCAUUAACCUCCACCUCAAAUAUAAUAGCCCCCUUAACCAUAAAUACCUAUACCAAUAUAAUAGCCAUAAGAAUAAUAAAAACAAGAAAUUAGAAGACAAUUAUCUAAACAUUCACUGAUAAUUCCUUCCUGUGCUAAUUGGUUUUAAAUGGAGAGUAUCAAUGAAAUUGAAAAGGAACAUUUCCCUGAAUUUUUUUCAAAUUAACAUGUUUCCAAAACACCUGAGCUUUAUAAAAAAUAGAGAAAUUUUAUUGUCAACCUAUAUAGAAGUUAGCCAAGCACAUAUUUAACAACAAUUGCAUGUAGAAAAGUCUUAGCAGGUGAUGCAUGCACAAUAUCAAGAAUACAUGGAUUUUUAUAAUAUUGGGGUUUAAUAAAUUAUUCUGUUGAUCCAGAUACAUGUCCAAAUAAAGUAUUACCUCAAUAAGCAUUGACAAAGGGUCUAUAUAGAACCUUAUAAUUAAAUGCAAAAGAUGAGCUUGAUGAAAAAAGUGACUUAAAUUAAUAUGAGAUAACCUUGAUUAAUGCCAUCAAAAUAUUUUCUAAAAGAUAUAGGUAUAAAAAAUAUUAAAAUUAGACCUGGUUGUUCUUUUUGUGGAAUAUUAUGUGGGCUAUAAUGGUAUUCUGAAAAAGAGUAGACUCAAAAAGAGAAGUAAGAUUAAGAUAAAGUAGAGAAUGUUAAAGAAGUUGAAAAUAAAUAGAAAAAUUCAAUAAAAUUAGAUUUAUGUAUGAAGUGCUUCUCUAAUAAUAAUUUUCCUAACAGUUUGACAUCAGAAGAUUUCUAACUAACUAAUCUUGAGUAAAAGUUUUAAUAAUUGCAUAUCUUAUCUGAUUAACCUAGAUCUAUUUUAAAUGAUUAAGAAGUGAGCUACCUAAUUUCUAUUAUUCAAGAAACUUCUGAUUCAAAUUGGGAAAAAUUAGCAUAACAAUUAAAUUAAACCUUUUCAACUUCUCAUACUGAAGAGGAAUUGAUUCUACACUUUCUUUAAUAUCCUAUUGAUCAUUUAAUAGAAAUUGAUAAAGUGAUAGAUUCAAAAGAAUGCUUAGAGAAAUUAUCAAUUAAUGAUAUAUCAAGUAGAAUAGCUUUUGAAGAAGUAUCUUUAUUUUUAAUUUUAGCCCAAUGUUUUUAGUGAUUAAAAAAAUCUUGUUAGCUUUCAUUUAUCAAUUUUCAAAAAAUUAUUAAAUAAUUUAAAUAAGAAAGAUUCAGAAUAAUUUCUAAAAUUAGAUGAAGUGAAAUCAAAUAGCAACAAUGAAGAUAUUAUUGAAGAAGAAAAAAGAGUGAUUUAAAUGAAUUAAGAAACUUUAGAAAGGGCAAAAUCUUUAUAAAAAAGAGAAGAAGAGAAAUUGAAUAAUCAUAUUAAUCUUUUAAUAAGUUUGUAGAUGGAAAAACUAGAACAUAAACUCACCUUUUUAGAAGAAUACGAAAAACUAAUACUAUAUGAAAAGCAAUAAUUAGAAAUUUGUUAAGUAAUCUAAAAAUCAUAUUUCUAGAAAUAAACGUUGGCAGAAAGACUGGUAAUAGUAUAAUAGAAACUGUAAUAUUACUCGGAUAAUAAUUAAUGAU